GUGUCCUCCAGCCUCUGCGGGGACGGGUGACCCCUUGAGCGACGGCGCUGGAGGAGAACGCGAGGGGUGUGGUCAAGUGCUGCUCGGUGCGCAUCAGGUAUCCUUCCCACGCUAUAAAAUCCCGCGAAACGAGAGCAGAGCAGCGAGACUGGGGGCACCACCGGGGUGACUGCAUCAGGAGACUUUUUGUGUCACAAAAACGAAAUUCGGUUUUUUCCAGGGAAAUCGUACCCUGGUAUUUCUCCUUCUCCUCAGAUGGCCAACACGUUGAGAUCGUGGCUGACGCUUGCGGCGCUCGUCCUCUGCCUGCUGGUGUGUUUGAGCAGCUUUGCGGACGCCUACCCUCCCAAACCGGAGAGCCCGGGGAGCAACGCUUCACCGGAGGAGUGGGCCAGAUACCACGCAGCUGUCAGGCAUUAUGUUAACCUCAUCACCAGACAGAGGUAUGGGAAGAGGUCUACCCCCGAGCAGGCGGUGGCAUUCCUGCUGUUGGGGGCUGAUUCAAGCCAAGACACUGAACCACGCUCGGACUACGACUAUCAGUGGUAAAAGACUCCAAUGUUAACCGUUCCCCGAUCCUUCGACUAACCCGCAGUCAAAAACACUGAGAAUCUCCAGAGACAACCUGCACUGGACUUUGUGACUCUGCAUAUUUAAUUAUUUCAUGUGCAUGCAACUCUCUCUCCCUCUCUGUUUGUCAGCUCCUCUCCACGCCUGUUUGUUUGUUGGACCAAAAAUGUAAAUAAUUUGUAUCAAAAUCGAUUACUUUACAAUAAAGAAUUGAAUGGGAUAAAUUUAUGAAACAAAGA
This is a messenger RNA of Xiphias gladius (swordfish), 809 nucleotides long. It is a transcript of the gene pyyb, whose product is annotated as peptide YYb. NCBI's taxonomy places the organism in Eukaryota, Metazoa, Chordata, Actinopteri, Istiophoriformes, Xiphiidae. Gene Ontology annotation, biological process: neuropeptide signaling pathway; feeding behavior. Gene Ontology annotation, cellular component: extracellular region. The record is from RefSeq and is a predicted model, not a curated record. Gene Ontology annotation, molecular function: neuropeptide hormone activity; neuropeptide Y receptor binding. The coding region runs from base 256 to 549 and encodes 97 amino acids. The transcript is spliced from 4 exons.